CUGUUGCUUCUUCUGCCCACGUUCUCUAAUCAUUUUCCAUUUUCUUUUCUUGAGUUUUAACUUAGCAACAUUCGCCAUUGUCGGUUGGUAGUUCACAGCUUUUGGUCUGUUAAUUUAACCUUCAAAUCCAUCCAAAACAGCUACUUCGUGCUGUCUUCAAUGCUAAAACAUCACUUCCUUUCAUAAAAAUCAAAUCUUUUCACAUGCUUAUUAUAGUGAUAGACCUCGCAUAUCAGCUACUAUAUUACAAGUACCAAGCUUUUCCAGACUCCAUUGCUUAAAUGCAGCAAGGGUUCCAUUUUGUAGCCAUUGGAUUGACCAGAAGUAGUUAGUAAAGAAGAUAAGACCCAGUUUUGAUCUGCAACUAAUUCUGUUCAAUUGCAAGAAACUCAGGCUGAAGAUUGAGGCAUAAUUAUCAUGGAUAUUGAGUUUGGGAAGUCCUCGGAUGCUUCAAAGAAGGAUUCUUGGAAGACUGCAUUGCUUUUAGCAUACCAAAGCCUUGGUGUAGUCUAUGGGGACCUGAGCACUUCGCCUCUUUAUGUCUACAAGAGCACAUUUGCUGAAGACAUUCAACAUUCAAAGACAAAGGAAGAGAUUUAUGGUGUUCUAUCCUUUGUCUUUUGGACUCUUACUUUAGUCCCCUUAUUCAAGUAUGUUUUUGUUGUUCUUCGAGCAGAUGACAAUGGAGAGGGAGGUACUUUUGCAUUAUAUUCUCUGAUAUGCCGCCAUGCAAAAGUUAGUCUUCUGCCCAUCAGACAGGUAGCUGAUGAAGCACUCUCUACGUAUAAACUUGAGCACCAUCCCGAGAAAAAGGGUAGCUCAGGAGUAAAACAGUACCUUGAGAAGCAUAAAGUCUUGCACACUGCUUUAUUAAUCUUGGUUCUUCUCGGUACAUGUAUGGUAAUCGGAGAUGGAGUUCUCACUCCAGCAAUUUCUGUUUUCUCUGCUGUGCCUGGCCUUGAGUUAUCCAUGUCCAAGGAACAUCACCACUGUAAGCUCCUGAUCUUGCUAUUUUAGAUAUUCUUCUCUUAU
This is a messenger RNA of Hibiscus syriacus, 1032 nucleotides long. Its product is annotated as potassium transporter 2-like. The record is from RefSeq and is a predicted model, not a curated record. Gene Ontology annotation, biological process: potassium ion transmembrane transport. Lineage: Eukaryota; Viridiplantae; Streptophyta; Magnoliopsida; Malvales; Malvaceae. The transcript has 5 exons. The coding region runs from base 418 to 1017 and encodes 199 amino acids. Gene Ontology annotation, molecular function: potassium ion transmembrane transporter activity. Gene Ontology annotation, cellular component: plasma membrane.